This is a messenger RNA of Hypomesus transpacificus, 773 nucleotides long. RefSeq lists its product as uncharacterized. The transcript has 5 exons. Gene Ontology annotation, biological process: spermatogenesis. Lineage: Eukaryota; Metazoa; Chordata; Actinopteri; Osmeriformes; Osmeridae. The record is from RefSeq and is a predicted model, not a curated record. The coding region runs from base 303 to 773 and encodes 156 amino acids.
GCAACCUGUGCUCUUGACAAGCGGGACAUAAUCUGGGCAGCUGGAGGAAGCUUGACGCAGGGCCCCCUCUCACAGCCUCCAGACAAACACACGCCUGGCCUGGGUGCUUCUGGAGGUCCUGGUGGGGUGCUGGUCGGUCGUGUGUGCUGGGAGCUCAUGAAGAAGACUGCGCCAUCUGAGAAAACCUGGGUCUGCUGGAGGGCCUGAAGACUGCGAGAGAGGUUGAGCGUGGUCGAGAGAGAGAGAGCGAGAGAGGUUGACGGUGCUGCUGUUUGGUGUCUGGUUGUCUGAUCCGGUCCAGGAUGCAUCCCAUGUGGAAGGUGUACAGGAGCAAGGUCAUGCAGACCCUGAACCCUGACCUUGAGGACGACGCAGCAGAGGAGGUGCAGGAGGUGGACGCUGAAGUCAGCCCAGUGCAGGAGGAUGAGGGGCCCAGCGCGGUCACACAGCUGGCUAAGAAGGUGCAUGUUGCCGGGGCGCGGGGCUGGAACAGGAUGUCUGCUCUGUUCAGUAAGGAGGAUGAGCACCAGCUGCUGGAGGAGACAGAGAGCCCAGCUGGAGCUGACCACCCACUGGCCGUCCAGCCAGAGGACCCCCAACCUGCCCGGCGCUCAGGAUUCUGGGAUAGCUUUGCCACCAAGUGGCAACAGAAGCAAGCAGCAGCGGCAGCAGCUGGGGGAGGGGGAGGGGGCGAUGACACAGCCUUCAAGUGGAACUUUGUCACCAGCAAACUGGCAGAGCUCAAGACCAAGAGCAUGACCAAGACCACCUAG